AUGUCUAAGACAGGUUCUACACGAGUCCGGCCAUGCAUGUUCUGUGAUAAAGAAUUACAAGAGUCUGAAUUAGCAGACCAUUUACUCAUAUGCGGUAAUAAAACCGAUGAAUGUCCUCGAUGCAGAAAGUUUGUUCGUCGAGCUGUGUUUGCCUAUCAUUAUGAAAAUCGCUGUGUCGAUCCAGACGAACUGGAGAAUGAAACAAGUGCUGCCUCGAAUCAGCGUAGCAUCUCGGAACGCAUACCAGCUAUAAGUAGCGCAUUACAGCAAAGCAAAAUCAUUAUUCGUUGUCAGUUCUGUCAUCAACAAUGUGAGAAAGUCGAACAAGAGAUACAUGAAAAUAAUUGUUUACGCAAUCCAAGUAAUGCCAGAGCAAAAAAACAACAAUCACGAAUCGAUCCCACCGCAGACUCUCAACUGGAUUAUGUCAAUCCUUCCAAUCAGUCCACUGAGAUUCCUUGUGAGUUUUGCAGACAAUUAAUUCAAUGGGAGCACUAUCAACAACACACAACAGCGUGUUUUCAACAAUAUGCCGAACGGCAACACAAUGAAUCCAGUACUGACAACCAAAACGUAGCUACCGACUUAAAGCAUUGUAAAUAUUGUGGAGACGAACCACAUGCAUUUUCUCUAUCAUUUCACGAGAAAAUAUGCCAGAAAAAUCCUGACAAAGCGGCUACUGAGGCACAGUAUCAAAAAGCUUUUCGUUUACCUUCGCUUCAAAGUGAAAGUUUAAAAGUAUCGCUUCUCUUCUUCCGAGUGACUGUUUUCAAACACCGUCAUACAAACAGACAAGGAAUGGCAACUAGAAAAGCGUCUUGCUGUAUCUGUGGAAAAGAAAAGGGUGGAGUUCGAUGUGAAGGUUGCUUGAGAAUUUUUUGUUUAUCGGAUUUUCCGAAGCAUCGAGAAGACCUAACCAAUCAACUGGAUGCCGUUGGAGUGAAACGUGAUCUAUUUCGACAAGCACUUACUGAUACACAAGUGGAACUGCUGGAACAGCAUACUUAUAUGAAAGAGAUUUCUCGAUGGGAAAAUGAUUCGAUUAAGAAAAUCCGACAAGUGGCAGCUGAUACUCGACAAACAUUAUCGCAACAUCUUCUUGAACAUUGUACUAUAUUAGAUGAUAAACUGCACAAGUUAACAGAUAAGAUAAAACAAAGUCAAGAAGAAAAUGACUUCUUUGAAAUGGAUCUUGAUUACUGGAAUAGAGAGCUAGAUGAACUGAAAGAACAACUUCUCAAUGUACCAAAUAUUGUGAUUCAAAAAGAUAAUGCACCAUUCAUUGCUAAAAUAAGUGUGAUGACACCAGUCGAGCAAAGCAAUAACACACGUCGCAAUACAAAACAUGAUGCAACUCAGAUGACCAACGCCGAAAACUAUUUCACCACAUGUCCAUUCUGUGAAGAACCACUGACAUCAUUCUCAAAGCGAGACCAUGUACUAAUCUGCGGUAGAAAAACAGAUGAAUGUCCCAAAUGUCGAAGAUUUGUUUCGCGGGCAGUAUUUGCGCGCCACUGUGCAAACGAUUGUGCUAAUCUGGAUGAAUGUUAA
Adineta ricciae is the source of this 1551-nucleotide messenger RNA. Lineage: Eukaryota; Metazoa; Rotifera; Eurotatoria; Adinetida; Adinetidae. The record is from the annotation of a GenBank genome assembly.